Molecule: messenger RNA, 4419 nt
Organism: Fonsecaea erecta
Lineage: Eukaryota; Fungi; Ascomycota; Eurotiomycetes; Chaetothyriales; Herpotrichiellaceae
Exons: 2
Coding region: 1-4419 (1472 amino acids)
Biological process (GO): regulation of translational initiation by eIF2 alpha phosphorylation; DNA damage checkpoint signaling
Cellular component (GO): cytosol
Molecular function (GO): eukaryotic translation initiation factor 2alpha kinase activity; protein binding; ATP binding
Source: RefSeq, a predicted model, not a curated record
AUGCCGGCCAAAAAGAAAGGGAAGAAUCCCACAGCGCAGGCUCCGGUGCCUCCUCAACCACAGACACCCACAUUGCCACCUCCAUCUGAACAAUCUCAGCGUAACUUCGAGGAAGAACUCGACGGUUACCCCGAAGUGCAAUGUAACGAGUUCCUCGCCACAAAAGCAAUUUAUCCUGACGAGUUUCAGCGCAUCCGGGGCAGGAAGGAUGCCUGGAAGACUCAAGAGAACUUAGCUUUUCAGGUCAGGGUCUCACCUCUCGAAAGUCGUGACUAUUUCGCCAAACUCAUCUUCGAGUUUCCACGCGACUAUCCGAAGGUGCUCCCCAAGAUCAACAUUGUCGAGGUUGGGCCUAAAGAUCCUGACCUGAGAAAGCGAAUCGAAGACAUUAUUGCCACCAACCUGAAGCAGAACCAAGGAAGUGAAGUCGUCUAUGUGGUCAACACUGCCAUCAUGGAUUUCCUGGACCAGACUUACUCAGACAAGGCCGCCAAGAAAACGCAGUUCAGCCUCGAGGAAGAGCGUGCCGCGCAAGAAGCUCUGGCCAAGAAACAUCUGCAGGAGAAAGAAGAAAGUGCUCGCAGACAACAGGCAGAAGAAGCAGAGCAGAAAGAAAAGCUACUAUAUUCACAAGUCGAGAGCGAAAAACAACGUCGCCAAAAGUCUAAUCUGUCUCGCACAGCCACUGGGGAAGAUGGCGCGGUACUUUACGAUGCCCCAGAAGAACAAACCCGGUUUGACCAGACCAUGACCUGCAAGGAUACAGUCACAAACACGCCAUUCAAGUUCAAGGCAGUCUCGGGCAGAGUCGUCAUUCUCAGACGGAAAGACAAGAAAAUCACGAUCGUCUCCCCUCGGGUGGACACCGAACGUGUUCAAGCCCCCCAGCUCCUCCUCAAGGAUAUCUACAUUCCCGAGACGGCAAAUACAUCGGCUCACAUGCAGAAAUGUAUGGAGAUCGUUGAAGCAGACCUGGAAUUCUCAAAGGAGCAUCAUCACGAGAAUGUCGUCGACCUGAUCAACUACAAGAUUGAGCAUAUCACCCUUGACAAUGGCACAGGCGAAUGGACCCUAGCCGUUCUUUCCGAAUUUGCUGAUAAAGGCUCCCUUGAUGACCUUCUCGAGCUUUCUGGGCCGCUCAAUCCAGCGAAAGUCCGCACUUGGACUCGAGAACUCGUUGAUGCUCUCGUCUUCUUCGACAAACAUGGCUACGUUCAUCCCGCAGUCCAUGCUGGGAACGUCAUGCUUUUCAUGUCCCCAAACAGAGGAGUUACGGUCAAACUUGCUGACGGUUACGGGACAAAACUUCGAGAACUUGUUGACGCCGUCCGAGAUAAGUCUGGUGCGAAGACAGAGAAGCUGCCUCUUUGGAUCGCUCCCGAGCUAAACAAUGAAGCGCCAGCACGAACAAACAAGACCUGUAUAUGGGAUCUCGGCGUGAUCGUGAUGCAGAUGGCCUUGGGCAAAGGAGUCAAGUCUAAAUAUACAUCGCCCGCGGAUGUGCUCGAGGACGUCGACUUUGAGUCCAGUGCUCAAGGACUGCUGCAAGAGAUGUUUCGAUCCAAUCCGAACCGGCGCCCUUCAGCGUUUCACCUCUCCAGCAAAAAGAUCUUCUUCGAGGAAAAUGACAAACUCUUCCGAACACAGUCCCUAAAUCCGCUCACUACUCCGGGCCGUGUGAGACGUUACAGUGAUAGACCUGGAAAUUCUAGGUAUCGAAACGAAUGGGAAGAAUCUACCAUGCUUGGAAAAGGUGGCUACGGUAAAGUCGUUCGUGCCAGAAACAAAUUGGACGGGCAGUAUUACGCCGUCAAAAAGAUCAAGAGUGAGUCGACAAAGGAACUAGAAAGCAUAUUACGAGAGGUCACCCUGCUUGCGAAGCUCAACCAUCCGAAUAUUGUCAGGUACUACAAUGCCUGGUACGAGAGCGCAUACGAACAAGUAGAAGACACAGCUCCGCGAGCAGUCCCUACCAGAUCGAUCCCUCAAACGGCUCCCUUAAGUUUGGGUCACGAUUUUAUGGAACCAUCAGUUUAUCGAAACCAGGGUGCAGAAUACAGCGACUCUGACGAUGGUAAUCUGUUUGCUUAUCAAGAUCCACCUUCCAUUGGUGCGGACGACGGCUUUGACGACGACCCAUUUGAAAGUGAUCCAGAGCCGGAGAGAUCUGAGGAGCACGGAUCGACUGAUCCUUUCGAGCGUUCAGAUGCCCCAGACUCUGACUCCCCGCAGGGUGUCAACCUCGACCCCUUCCGCAGUGAAGACUCGCCCCAAGCGCCCUCAAGCCACAUUCGGUCACGCUCAAUGCCACAGAACGAACCAUCCGUCCUGUAUAUUCAAAUGGAGCUUUGCGAUGGCCGCACAUUGCGUGAUCGAAUCAACGGAGGUCUGCCAAAAGAUGUGGAUGCUGGGUGGCGAUUGUUUCGGCGCAUACUUGAGGGACUGGCCUACAUUCACAGCCAUGGCGUGGUGCACAGAGAUCUCAAACCCGAAAACAUCUUUCUCGACUCACACGAUACUCCGAAAAUUGGUGAUUUCGGUCUUGCUGGCUACGGACAAGCAACAUCCAGGCCAGACCUCUCGCGGUCAAGGCCAGGGAUGACUACUGUAUCGUUCGAUAUUGGCACCGUCGGGUAUAUGCCCCCUGAGCUUGAACACACGGGAAGCAGCUACGACUCGCGUGCCGACAUGUACUCCCUUGGAGUCACGUUCUUCGAAAUGUGCUUCUCAUUCAGCACCCAGACCGAACGAAGAAUCUCCCUGGAAGUCAAGCUCAAGGAAAAUCCACCACGCUUACCGCAGCUCUUCAAGGAAGAAAGCCAUCAAAAACAAGGGGAAAUAAUUGCGCGGCUCAUUGAUCAUGAUCAAACUCGAAGACCAACUGCCCAGAUGCUCCUCGACAGCGGCGUGAUUCCUGAGCCACUAGAAGAUGAGAAAUUUCAACGCUACAUUGACAGGAUGGCGGCAGAAAACCCCGGUGAAUACCGAGCGCUCAUCACGAAACUCUUUGCAAACCCAAACAGCCCCGUUGCAAGCCUUGCCUGGGAGGACAAGUCGACAACAAUGAGCACGGCCUCUGUCGACUCGAUGCUUUGGAUAUCUACUUGCGACCAGCUGAAAUCCAUCUUUCGACGCCAUGGCGCAGUUGAAGUCGGUCGGCAAAGCAUCAUCCCAAAGGCGGAGUUCUACCCACACGCCGCGACUUUUCUCGAUUCUUCCGGCUUGGUUGUCCAGUUACCAUAUGAUCUUACUCUCCCAUUCGCUCGCACUCUUGGACAACAGCGUCCUUCGAAUUCCAGUAAAACUUACUGCUUUGGCACGGUGUAUCGGGCUUCUCCACCAGGUUCACAGCCGAGACAAUUCCCUGAAGUUGACUUUGACUUCAUAUCUAACAGUGCCAAAGACUUGCCCUUGAAAGAGGCUGAAGUGUUGAAGGUGCUUGACGAGAUUCUUACCGAGUUUCCUGCUCUUGCCGCACGCUGCUGGAUAAUCUACCUUAAUCACGCCGACCUCCUCGACCUCAUCCUCGACUUCUGCCGAAUCAAGCCCGUUGAGGCUGCUGAUGUCAAACGGGCUCUAUCACAUCUCAACACCCAGGGUCACGAAUGGAAGCAAAUACGUGAAGAGCUGCGCAGUCCCGCCAUCAACAUCCCAGAGACGUCUGUCACGGAUCUCAAGCGGUUCAACUUCGACGGAGACUUGGAAAAGGUCCGCACAAAGCUGGCCAAGCUGUUUGGUGACUCCGACCACUUCAGCAAGGCGUUGCCGCUCCUGGGCCGCCUGGAUGAGGUCACGAAGUACCUCCAACGCAUGAACGUCCAGACACAGAUCCUCAUCGCGCCACUCAGCAACAACUCGGAGUAUCUGUAUCGGCGGUCGCUCCUCUUCCAGUGCGCGGACAGCGCUUCGCGGCGAGUUCUGGCCGUCGGCGGGCGGUACGACGCCCUGGUCCAAGAGUAUCAGACCAAGUCUGAUAAAGGCAAUGCCCGUGCGGCGGGGUUUCGCCUUAACAUAGUAGACCUCAUCGGGUACGUUCGCAGCCAGAUCUCCGCCCAAGCGAGCAAGUCGUCUAAGACGACAGCGACCGCCGCGGCGGAGUCGAAGCCAGUGGCUAGGAGAUGUGACAUCCUGGUCACCAGCUUCGACUCCAACGCGCUGAAGACUUCGUGCUUGGAGGUCUUGUCGUCGUUGUGGGCCGCCGGGCUCAAGGCCGAGCUCUCCGAGGAGUUCCACUCCUUGGAAGAGCUAGAGAUGAGCUACGGCAGCCACAAUGCCGGAGGAUACUGGCUGGUGAUCGUGAGGGGAGGGGCGCUCGGAGAGAGGAACUUGAAGGUCCGGGGCCCCUCCCGCUCUGAGGACGAGGUGAAGGCGGUGGAGUUGGUGAACUUUUUGCGGCUGAAGAUGGCGAAGAGUAGAUAG